Molecule: messenger RNA, 2583 nt
Organism: Odocoileus virginianus texanus
Lineage: Eukaryota; Metazoa; Chordata; Mammalia; Artiodactyla; Cervidae
Source: RefSeq, a predicted model, not a curated record
AUCCUGGUGAGUCUAAUAAAAGAGAGAAUACAUCCACAGUGGGAGAUUUUGGAGUUGGAAAGAGUUUUGGAAACAGAGGUUUUUCAAAUAACAAGUUUGAAGAAUGUGAUAGCUCUGGUUUCUGGAGAGAGUCUAGUAAUGACUGUGAAGAUAAUCAAACACGGAACAGAGGGUUUUCCAAGAGAGGCGGUUAUCAAGACGGCAAUGUUUCAGAAGCUUCAGGAUCAUCCAGAAGAGGUGGAAGAGGUAGUUUCCGAGGUUGCCGUGGAGGAUUUGGUCUAGGAAGUCCAAAUAUUCAUGAACAAGAUGAGGGGACCCAGCGCUCUGGUGGCAUUUUUGGUUCUAGAAGAUCAGCAUUAAGUGGUGCAGGUAAUGGUGACACUUUCCAAAGCAGAAGUGGUAGUGGAAGUGGACGAGGUGGUUACAAAGGUUUAAAUGAAGAAGUAAUUACAGGCUCUGGAAAGAAUUCUUGGAAGUCAGAAGCUGAAAGAGGAGAAAGUGGCGACACUCAGGGACCAAAAGUGACCUACAUACCACCUCCUCCACCUGAAGAUGAAGACUCCAUCUUUGCACAUUAUCAGACAGGCAUAAACUUUGACAAAUAUGAUACUAUUCUUGUAGAAAUAUCUGGACAUGAUCCACCACCAGCAAUUCUGACUUUUGAAGAAGCUAAUCUUUGUCAGACAUUGAAUAACAACAUUGCUAAAGCUGGUUAUACUAAGCUUACUCCUGUGCAAAAAUACGGUAUUCCUAUUAUACUAGGAGGACGAGAUUUGAUGGCUUGUGCUCAGACAGGCUCUGGAAAGACUGCAGCUUUUCUCUUGCCAAUUUUGGCUCAUAUGAUGCGUGAUGGAAUAACUGCCAGUCGUUUUAAAGAACUGCAGGAACCAGAGUGUAUUAUUGUAGCACCAACUCGAGAGUUGAUCAGUCAGAUCUAUUUGGAAGCCAGAAAAUUUUCUUUUGGGACUUGCGUAAGAGCAGUUGUCACAUAUGGGGGAACCCAGUUGGGGCAUUCAAUUCGACAAAUAGUACAAGGCUGUAAUAUAUUAUGUGCUACUCCUGGGAGACUGAUGGAUAUCAUAGGCAAAGAAAAGAUUGGUCUCAGACAAGUCAAAUACUUGGUUUUGGAUGAAGCUGAUCGCAUGCUGGAUAUGGGUUUUGGACCAGAGAUGAAAAAGUUAAUUUCCUGCCCAGGAAUGCCGUCAAAGGAACAGCGUCAGACCCUUAUGUUCAGUGCAACUUUUCCAGAAGAAAUUCAAAGGUUGGCUGGGGAGUUUUUAAAGUCGAAUUAUUUGUUUGUUGCUGUUGGACAAGUGGGUGGAGCAUGUAGAGAUGUUCAGCAGACCAUUCUUCAAGUUGGCCAGUACUCAAAAAGAGAAAAACUUGUUGAAAUUCUACAAAACAUAGGUGAUGAAAGAACUAUGGUCUUUGUUGAAACUAAGAAAAAAGCAGAUUUUAUUGCCACUUUUCUUUGUCAAGAAAAAAUAUCAACAACAAGUAUUCAUGGUGAUCGUGAACAGAGAGAAAGAGAGCAAGCUCUUGGAGAUUUCCGCUGUGGAAAGUGCCCCGUUCUUGUUGCUACUUCAGUAGCUGCGCGAGGGCUGGAUAUUGAAAAUGUUCAGCAUGUUAUUAAUUUUGAUCUUCCUUCUACCAUUGAUGAAUAUGUUCAUCGAAUUGGGCGUACUGGUCGUUGUGGAAAUACUGGCAGAGCCAUUUCCUUUUUUGAUCUGGAAUCAGAUAGCCAUUUAGCACAGCCUCUAGUGAAAGUGCUAUCAGAUGCUCAACAGGAUGUUCCUGCCUGGUUAGAAGAAAUUGCCUUUAGUACAUAUGGUCCUGGCUUCAGUGGUAGUACAAGAGGAAAUAUGUUUGCAUCAGUUGAUACUAGAAAGAAUUACCACGGCAGGAGCUCUUUGAACACAGCAGGGUUUUCUUCAUCACAAGCUCCUAAUCCAGUAGAUGAUGAGUCAUGGGAUUAAAACGAAAAUAACCUGCAAGUUUGUGGUACAGUUUUGAUGCAGAGAAGAAAGUAGUUUUGAUUUUUGAUUUUUUAGAACAGAAGUAUGAAACCUUGCAUCUCCUAUCCUUCUGUUUGUACUCCCACCCUUAAAAAAAAUUCCUUACUGACUAGUUAUGUGACAUGCUAAAAGUUACAACGGUGCAAUUACUAAUACAAAUGGUGUUAACCAGAAAGAUUAAAACAUUCUAAAUAUCUUGCCUAUUUCUAUUGUAUUCUUCAAGGGUUUUAGACAUAGUUCAUGUCUAAAUGCCAUGUCUUAGUAUAGUGUUUAUUGAUCCUAGAGCAAACAGGAUUAUAGGAUACACUUUUGGUUAAAAAUUAUUGGGUUCUAUUUUUGCUUAAAAGGAGCCUUUAAACAAUAGUGUGUCACUGAAACGUAAUGACAUGAUUUUCAUGAUAGAUACAGUGAAAGACAAGCUUUUAAAAGCAGUUUUGAUUUUAUAUCAUCAGAUGUGUGAUGAACAUGAUUGAAUGUUUGCAACGUGAACUCUGUACUCAAUGAUACAACUGUUUGUAUUUAUAAUAUACAGACUUCUCCUUAAAAAUAAAGGAUGAUGCUGUUCUCU